Molecule: messenger RNA, 1637 nt
Organism: Argentina anserina (silverweed cinquefoil)
Lineage: Eukaryota; Viridiplantae; Streptophyta; Magnoliopsida; Rosales; Rosaceae
Product: carbon catabolite repressor protein 4 homolog 5
Exons: 13
Coding region: 98-1405 (435 amino acids)
Molecular function (GO): 3'-5'-RNA exonuclease activity
Source: RefSeq, a predicted model, not a curated record
UUGACCCAGAUUUACCGAGCAACCCGCCGCCCUCAACCUCGUGGGGUUGUGCAACUCCACGGGCGCGUUCGUUUGACGCGCCACCCCUCAUUUCAGAAUGGAAGAAACCAUCAACAUAGUGCGUCCCAAACGGAAACAGCCACUUAACACUGAAGCAGAACAACAGCAGUCACAGCCUGAGCCUCACAAAACAAAGCGCAGAACUGUGGAGUCCGAAACCGAAAAGCUGACCCGACAACCCGACCCGUCAUAUUCAAAUAGGUUUCGACGCUUGUCUUGUACAUCUCACAAGAAAGAAACAGAGAGCUCCCGGGAAUGGGUCUGCAACUCUUCUCCCUCUUCUGCCUAUGGAGAGAAGUUUGUGGUUGUUUCUUAUAACAUUCUGGGUGUUGAGAAUGCAUCCAGUCACUCAGAUAUGUAUGGUAAUGUGCCACCCAGAUACAUGAAGUGGAAGCACCGCAAGAGGCUUAUACGAAAAGAGGUCAAUAGUUACAAUGCUAGCAUUGUGUGUUUUCAGGAGGUUGAUCGUUUCGAUGAUUUAGCUCGUAAGUUCCGGAAAGAUGGGUUUGAAGGUGUGCACAAGGCACGUACGGGUGAAGUGAGUGAUGGAUGUGCUAUAUUUUGGAAACAAGACAUGUUUAGCCUUUUGCAUCAAGAAAGUAUAGAGUUCCAAAGUUUUGGCCUUCGUCAUAAUGUUGCGCAAUUUUGUGUUUUGAAGUUGCAAGAUCAUUUAGAGUCAGCUAUACCUCCUGAAACAUCAAUAUAUAGGAGGCCAUGUACCGAAAGUAGGAGCUUAGUGAUUGGUAAUAUACAUGUCCUAUUCAAUCCUAAGCGUGGCGAUAUUAAGCUAGGCCAGGUCAGACUGUUUCUUGAAAAGGCUUACAAACUAUCACUAGAAUGGGGAUCUAUCCCUGUUAUAGUUGCUGGGGACCUAAAUAGCACUCCACAUAGUCCUAUCUACCAGUUUCUAGCUUCAUCUAAGUUAGACAUCCAAAAACAUGACUGCAGACGUGUUUCGGGGCAGAUUGAACAUAUAUCUCAGUUCAAAAACUUCACGUAUAACGCAAGAAGGUAUGGAAAGCCAUGGAAUGCAGAAGAAGUGAGGCUUGCAACGGGCAGUGAAGAAAUCACUCAUCUUCAACACCAUCUGAAGCUAGGCAGUGCAUAUAUUGGAGUACCUGGUAGUCACAGAACAAGAGACAGGUGUGGAGAACCCUUGGCAACAACAUACCACUCCGAGUUUUUGGGAACUGUUGAUUAUAUUUGGCAUACAGAGGAUCUUGUUCCGGUCAGAGUUCUUGAAACGUUACCCAUUGAUAUUUUAAAAAGAACUAGUGGACUUCCCAACAAGAAAUGGGGGAGCGAUCAUCUUGCUCUUGUAUGUGAAAUGGCUUUCCGUAGGUGACAACACUCACAGCAGUAGCCCUUUACUAGUGCCAUUUUCAGUUCAAGCCCUAGCCUGGCAGGCUACAUUCUAAAAGUUUUGCAUCAUCAUGAGAAACCCGGGUUUGUGAGAUUGUUACCAAGAUCCUUGACAUUAACAGUAAUAAUUAUUGUUUCAGGCCGAAGUGGAAUUCGUGACAUUAUGGUUGUAUUAUCAAUUAUUCUAUGAACAUGACCUGUAUACUUGUAGUCUU